CAAAGCAAUUGUAAAGCCCAUGGACAUCCAGGCCUCCAGUGCAGUGCUACGGACCUGUGCAAAAGCCAUUGCCAUUUGGAUAAUCUCCAUACUCCUAUCAGUUCCUGAAGCAGUGUUCUCCGAACUGGCCCACAUUAAUGACACAGAUAAUGCCACUUUCACAGCAUGCAUACCAUACCCCAUGACGGAUGACAUGCACCCAAAGAUCCAUUCUGUGCUGAUUUUCCUAGUGUACUUCCUUAUCCCUCUUGCCAUUAUUAGUAUCUACUACUAUCAUAUUGCAAAGAGUUUAAUAAGAAGUGCCCAUAAUAUCCCUGGAGAAAAUAGUGAGCACUCAAAACGACAGAUGGAAACUCGGAAACGUCUGGCAAAAAUUGUUCUAGUUUUUGUUGGCUUUUUUGCUAUCUGUUGGUUUCCUAACCAUGUGCUAUACAUGUACCGGUCUUUUAAUUACAAUGAGAUUGAUUCAUCAAUAGGGCAUAUGGUUGUUACCUUAGUGGCCCGAGUGCUAAGCUUCUGCAACUCUUGUGUCAAUCCAUUUGCACUGUAUUUGCUCAGUGAGAGUUUCAGAAGACAUUUCAACAACCAGCUUCGCUGUGGGAAGAAAUCUCAACAAGAGAGAUCUGCCAGUUACUUGCGCAACUCUUCUGCCAUUCAGACAACUUCCCUGAAAAGUACUACCAGGAACACAGUGACCAGCGUGACACAACUGAACGGGCACAACUUGAAACAAGAAAUGUCAUUAUGAUUUAAUGGGUGUGAUUUUUGACUACAGAACAAAACUGAACUUUUUCUUUGCAGUUUGUAACUCAGUUUUGGCUCUCAUUGCUUACACCAUCUGAACAGGGAAUCUAUUAAAGCCUGUCUAGUAUGAGAUUGUUUCACAUCAGUUUUAAUGUUAGAGAGAAGUGAAAAGUGUAUUGUUUUGAGAAGACAAAGCUGACUGGCUUCAUAGCAUGUGUUAAAGAAGAUGUUUUGGCAUGUACUUAACAUAUAGGAAAAACAUAAUGGUGUGAAAAUUAGUAUAGCUCAUGUAAUGCUUGAAAAACGAUAGAUCUUCUGAUCUCAAAAAUAUGUAUUUUCAAGUGAAUAUUCAUCCAUAUGUCUAAUAGGUUUUUGCAUGAUUUUAGCUGUGUAGUCUAUACAAGUAUUUCUCAUUAAGUCUUGUAGGCAUUUUUUGGACCAAUUAAGGAGUUAUUCAAGGGCAUAGAUUCCAGUUUCAGAUAAAAUAUAGUAAUAAAUCAAAUGCUAGCUCUCUAUCUCAUUUAAAUCUAUCUUGUUUAUUCUCAGACAUGGAUGAGAGUUUUGGGGUCAUUUGUUUACUAUUUAGUAAACAAAUAAGUUUAUCUGCUAAAAUUUAAUUCUGCUACCACAAAUUUAAAGAAUAUUAAAAUUAAAAAGCAAUAAUAAGAUUUCUCAGAGACUUAUUGGCUUGGGGUCCAAGUCUAAUUUGGGAUAGUUAUAACCAGGAAUCUAGGUACUCAAGUGAGUGUCUUUACUAGUGUUUGAGCUGGGACCAGAGGUACUCCUUUAAAGUCAUUAUCUCUUUCCUGGUUUCAAUUUGCCUCUCAGAGCAGUCUCAUAAUAUAGAUAUAUAAUCCAGUUCACUUUCAGGCAAAACCAAACUGAAGGAUGUCCUGCAGAAACAUACCGGACCACUAACGAUCAUCCAGCCCAUGGGAUCAAAAAAGCUCUAGUCUGAUAUUGUGCCUAAGAAAUGAAACAUAACUGGAGCAGUUCCAACCCCUUGAAAGGAAGAGCUAUUUGAAAUCAUACUUGGUUUUUUGUGUGAAAAAUUCCAGUUCCUUGGUCAAUCCACACCAUUUUGUGGUUGUGGAAAGAGUAGUUUUUCAUCAGUAUUCCCAAGAGGAUAAUUUUGGAGUACUUGGUGAGAGCAGAGCUAGGACUGAAACAGCAGGGAGCAGUGAGGGAGAAUGUGAUUGCUCAUUACUGUCCUGUCCAGAACACAUCUUGUGGGACAGUGUACUGCUCUCUCUGUUCAUUCAUAGUUCUUUCUGGGAAUAUCUCUCAAAAGGUUUGUGAAGCUGCUCUUUAAACCUUAAUGGCAAAGUGGAUCAACUGUAAAAGUUCUCAUUUAAUUUUAGGACUCUUUUUCUAGUUUUUGUUGUUGUUGUUU
This is a messenger RNA of Meleagris gallopavo (turkey), 2137 nucleotides long. It is a transcript of the gene NMBR, whose product is annotated as neuromedin B receptor. Gene Ontology annotation, molecular function: bombesin receptor activity. The record is from RefSeq and is a predicted model, not a curated record. Gene Ontology annotation, cellular component: plasma membrane. Gene Ontology annotation, biological process: bombesin receptor signaling pathway. NCBI's taxonomy places the organism in Eukaryota, Metazoa, Chordata, Aves, Galliformes, Phasianidae.